AUGGAUGCACAGAGCUACAAAGACCACUGCCUAAUCAUCAUAGGCACUGGAGGCCCAGCUGAUGAGAUUCUCGCUCGCAGAAGGCUGUCUGCUGGAGGUCGGCUGCUGCAUAUUCAAACUCGUGAAGAUGACCGCGUCACCACCUUGACCUUGGAAGACCUUGCCAGCUGCUUCCUCUGGCAGCCACCUCAGGCACCGACCUCGGAGUUUGGAAAGCGCUUGGGUCCAUCCUUCCGCACCUAUUGGAGCAGAACCGGCCCCGACACCGUCGAACUGCUGGAUGGCCAGAGGCUACAGAUUUUCGUGGUCGAGGGCCAGAUGCGACAUGUGCGAAUUCUGAACCGCAACGGCAGUGUGGGAGCAGAGGCUUCGGGGCACGUCGUCCGGAAUCCCGACAUGGACCUGGCAAGUAAGCUAGAUGUCGAUGUUUUCAACCAAGAUCUCAAGGCCUCUGGGACGUUCUCCUUUCGGCAUGUGCUGCUAUCUUCGUUGAUACUUCUGCCUUGGCAUGUAGCCCGUUGGAGCAUCAGUAUCCACUAUGAGCUGCAUGCGCAACCUGAUGAGUUUCCAUGGUGGCGGGGCACGCUGGCCAUGGUCAAUGGUGUCGUUUUUUGCUCCUGGGGACUGUUCGAAACUUGGUCCGUCAGCCUUACAGGGGAGAGGCCAACAUACCUGACAAACAGUGUUGGAGUUCUCCUGGGCACGGCACUUGGCAUUGUGGGAACUCGUGCUCAGGGUGCAGAUUACCUUUUGGCCGUGCUGGGCCUCGCAGGCAUGUUCCUGGGAGGCCCUACUUUGUUGUAUUACCUAACUCAGGACCGCCAUCAUAGCCGCAAGUUUUUUCCCUGUGCGAUGUGGACUCUCGCACUACUGAUGGGAACAGCGGGCGGUUGCAUCCUCCUCUCCGGCAUCGUUGUCCUGUAUGGGCUGCUGCUGCAAGAACAGGUUCUGGUUGCCACCGUUCUUUUGCCGGUCGCCACUGCCGCAGUCGAGAUGGGCACGGUGAUGUUUACCAAAGUGAUGUACAGGCGACUUGUGAUUACAAAGCGGCCAGCGGUGCCCGGUGACACCUCCUACUUGCCUCUUCCGUUCAUGUUGAUCUCGGCCCACUCUUGCUCCGAAGCAGCCCGACUGGUGGCUUCUUUUUCAGGGGCAGUGGCCUCGGGCUCGUUCUCUUGGGUUGGUUCUGCUUGCAUCACGCUGGCCAUGAACAUCUUCGUUCGCUUGGGGUGGAACCGAUACCUUGCGUUCCUUUGCCUGAGAAGGAUCAGCCCCAGCCUGGCCUCCGAAGUUGCACCAAGUGGCUGGUCCAAGCUGCAUGAUGACGUAAAGAUCUAUGCCGGCUACUUCCGCUUCAUCGCAGUCGUAUCCUUGGUGUGUGCCAGAGCGAUCUACUAUGAGGACAUCUCCUUCCAUGGACCCAAGGCUCCCGCCUUCAACUUCUCAGCCGGCUGCUCGAUUCUUGUUCUCUUCCUGCUCGAGCUUCUGGAGGACCAGGUCGUGAUUCGUGAGCUGUUGCCUAUGAGCCCCGUUUCUGCCGAGAUGCUGGACACGAUGACGGCGCGGAGGACUCCUGAUUUCGGGAGGCUUGUCACCAUGGAGUGCCGGCCGAACUAUGAAGAGACCGAGAGCCCGUGGCGUUUGGAGGAGCUGAAUAAGCACGGCGAGCGAAGAGGCUCGGCGUCCAUCGUUCCAGGCAAACCUGUGGAAUUGCUGGACCAGCGCCAUUCACUCGGAGAGAGGAGGUUCUCCUUCCGCUCCAGGUUCCGGCGAUGGCUGGGGCAGGAGAGAAAGGUGAUCCCAGCUCUUACCCUCCAUGGCUUGCGAGAGAUGCCUCUCCCUGCACAGCUCUCUGCCAUGGCGAUCGCUUGCGAAAUCACCGUGACAUACCUGAAUGCUACACUCAGCCCAGGGUUCUCACGAGGCCUUUGCCAGACGCCGCCUGACUUCCAGGAGCUCGUCAUGCUCUGGUGGCCAGUCCCGUUGCAGUGUUGA
Molecule: messenger RNA, 1995 nt
Organism: Symbiodinium sp. CCMP2456
Lineage: Eukaryota; Dinophyceae; Suessiales; Symbiodiniaceae
Source: the annotation of a GenBank genome assembly